UUGAGAUGUCUCAGACUUACAACCAGGUCAGGAAAUGAACACAGAGAUCGAAAACGCCAUUGAACGGAUUGAGGCGCUUCUCCGGCUGGUCGCGUUAGAAUGAAUGUCAGCAGUCUGGACUCCCCACCAACAGCAUCAAAGAUCCCAGCCGUCAUCCCAGCUGAAUCCUGGACUGAGCCCCUUUGGGAAACCGCUGGGAAUACGCCAUCGCUGCAAUUUGCCAAUUUCUUGUUAGUUUCUUGUCUUCCAGCCUUAUAAUUCUGGCUCCUUGGCGGCGCUUCCUGUCAUCAUGAAUGGACCGAACAGCUGGCACAGCGCAUCCUCCCACGGACCAUCCGUUGCAUAGCCACCGGACUGCACUUUAUUAAACAUUUAUCGUCCCCCUGUCGUUCCUUCAAACGUGCAUGUGUUUCGCAAGCGAUUGAACUCUUAAAAUCAUGGUUGGCGUACCAGGACGAUCAAAAGCGUGUGUGACAUGCUUGAAGCGGAAAAAAAGAUGCGACCUGGAGAAACCGUUUUGUGGCACAUGUCGCAAAGCCCGCGUCGAGUGCGCGGGAUACUUCCGUCCCCGCAUAUUUAUCAAUAACACUGCCGAGAACAACAACAGCCAGCAACUCGUCAAGAAAGGCCGAAUCCGAAGCAAUGGGGGAGAUGUUGCUCUGCCUCGCGAGCUAGCACGAAGUGCUUACCAAACCAAGUAUAUAGACCUGUUUUGGCGGCUGUACUUUCCCAAUGGCCACCCGUCCCCUACCGUGGUGAACGCCACAGCAGGCGGGUGGGUUGACGCAACCCAGGACCUGUACAUCUCUGAGAGUGUAUUGAAAAAGACAAUCCUGGCCUUGGCUAUCUCUGGCGUGGGGAGGCAGGAGGAUGAUAAGUCUUUACGAGAGGAGGGCAGUAAGCUCUACGCAAACUCGUUGCAGGAACUUACAGUGGCGUUGAAGGAUCCGCGGAGGGGAUUGAGCGAUGCUAUCUUUACGGCGGUUAGAUUAGCGGGGUUUUAUGAGUCUGUUUAUGGCACGAACGAUCGUGAAAUCAGGCAGGCCCGGGGUUGGCAAGCACACAGCGCUGGCGUCAUUGCGCUUCUCGUAAUGCGGACUCCAUACGCAUUUAUAUCGGGCCAUUCUCACAGGCUAUUCACGGAUGGACGAGCGCAUCUGAUAAUGUCCUGCCUCAGAGGCAGGAAGAGGUGCGUCCUCGCCGAACCAGAGUGGAAGAUGAUACCAUGGCUCCAGCAAGAAAAGUCUCCCAGGGACUAUCUUUUGGACAUUAUUGCUGAACUUUCUGGAAUCUUUGAGGACCUGGACGUGAUGAAGACUUGCGAUAACCCAUUCGAAAAGGAACGCCUCAAACAACAAGUCAUCGAUAGCCUGCUGCAAAUGCAGCAAGACCUGGCAACCUGGCAGGCUUUACAUGCUCCAGACUAUGAGAUACCCACAAAAGUACCGGAGGAGGUAUCGCCACAGCAGGUUAUAGGGUGUCAUCUCAUGACUUCCUUCUGGGCCACUGUGAUCGUUGUCGUGAACAACUUUCAAACCCUAUGGGAGCCGGCGCGGGAGAUUGAUCCCAUUUUUGACCUCGAUAUCUGCUGCGGAAAUAUAAUUAGGUCAUUCUAUAUCAUAAUCCAUCCGGCCAUGGGCAUAUUCCGCACUCACCUCACCACCUAUCCGAUGACCGUUGCCAUUUACUAUAUCCGCGAGGUAGGCCCGCAGCGAUUAGUCGAGGAACGACGGAUCCUCGCGGACUGCCUUUGCGAUCCUGCCAUUGCGCAUGUGCGACAGUUUAUCAACAGUAUGGCUGACGACAUGCCGUUUGAAUUUUUGAACUAGAUGCCAGAUACCCCAGUUUAUGUACACUCAGUCCAAUAUGCCAAUUAAUCAACAAGAUAAAUGCUUCCUUCUGAAUCAUACCCGAUCUCCCUAGCCUUCACAUUCCUCAAAUGGCUCACACCCCCAGAAAGCUCACAAUCAUGAUAGAAAAGCCACCAUCUCCCCUCAAACUCCACGAUGGAAUGGUGCGUCGUCCACCCCAGCACCGGCUCCA
Molecule: messenger RNA, 2043 nt
Organism: Aspergillus versicolor CBS 583.65
Lineage: Eukaryota; Fungi; Ascomycota; Eurotiomycetes; Eurotiales; Aspergillaceae
Product: Zn(II)2Cys6 transcription factor domain-containing protein
Exons: 4
Coding region: 438-1829 (463 amino acids)
Biological process (GO): regulation of DNA-templated transcription
Molecular function (GO): zinc ion binding; DNA-binding transcription factor activity, RNA polymerase II-specific
Source: RefSeq, a predicted model, not a curated record